AUGGACCAAUGGAAGAAGGUGUCCUGGUCUGAUGGAUCACAUCAUGUGGACGGCCAGCUUCCAGGACUUAUAGGACCUGCUGCUGACGUCUUCAUUCCUGAUGCCACAGGACAGCUUCAGAGCUCCGUGGAGUCGAUGGAUCAGGGCUGUUCUAGUGGCAUGGAGGGGACCACGGCAUCAGAAGAGGUCCAACUGGAGCCGCUGAAUUCAACCGUGCUGGAAGGUUCUGAUGUCCAGUUCAACGCCACGGUGGUGGGAACAUGGCGGGUCAUGACCUGGUCGGUCCAGGAGUUUCUGGUCCUCACUGUCUCCUCAGCUGGUGGCAUAAUCCCAUCGUCAGAGCAGUUCUCUGCCAGGUUUUCCAGCGACAACCGCAGCGUGGAGUUCACCGUCCAUAAUGUGACCCGCAGUCAGUCCGGUCCAGUCACCUGCACCGUGCAGGGAAACUUCAGACCAAAGACAGCACAGCUUUAUGUUCAAGAGAGCGGUACGGUCAGCAUCGUGGGAGGGAACAUGACGGUGGAUCAGGACCAGCAGGUAGAGCUCCAGUGUCUAACAACUGCUUGGUUCCCCGUUCCUGCUGUCAGCUGGACCCAGAACGGUGCAGCUGUGAACAGCAGCUUGUACAACACCACCAGCAUGGCUGACGGGGAUUCCUUCAACUCCACCAGCGUCCUGACGUUCCAGGCAGUCAGCGACACAACGGUCACAUGUCUGGCGACUGUGCCGACACUAAAAAACCCACAAUCCAGCUCCAUCUUCUUGACGGUUGUUCCCAAACCUCCUGACUGGACGGUGCUGAUCGCUGUGGUCGUGUCCUUAGGAAGUGCUGCUCUGCUGGUUCUGCUCAUCAUCGGGAUCAUCUUCUGCUACAGACGCAGGAAAGACAAAAAACCCAACUAUCAAGAUGAAAUGAGGAGAGUGACGAGCCAGUCAGGUGGCAUCAACACAGCCGGACAGAAGCGAGGACAGGACAACGCAGCAUAUGCACCGGAGGGUCAGACAAGUGGCGCUCCCAGUCACCUCUCCGACAGCGGCUUCUUUCAGAUGCCUGACGUUGUGAACAUCAGCCACUCAGGACAAGGCAGCAGCAGCACCGACAACACGGUGGACGAGUCCGGCUUCAGGAAGCACAGACAUGUCACCAUUGUCAAACUGCUUCUGGAUGAGCUGGAGGAUGAGCUGGAGGAACAGCUGGAGGAUGAGCUGGAAGAUGAGCUGGAGGAUGAGCUGGAGGCAGCACUCACUGUGGACCAAUCAGAUGAAAAGAAGAACAACCUCCCCCAGGACUUCGACAUCGACAUGGACGACCCGGAGACGGAGAAGGCUGCCGUGGCCAUCCAGUCGCAGUUCAGGAAAUUCCAGAAAAAGAAGCAGGAUGUGAAGUCGUAG
Messenger RNA from Stegastes partitus (bicolor damselfish), 1392 nucleotides. It is a transcript of the gene igsf5a, whose product is annotated as immunoglobulin superfamily, member 5a. The record is from RefSeq and is a predicted model, not a curated record. The coding region runs from base 1 to 1392 and encodes 463 amino acids. NCBI's taxonomy places the organism in Eukaryota, Metazoa, Chordata, Actinopteri, Pomacentridae. The transcript is spliced from 11 exons.